Molecule: messenger RNA, 1807 nt
Organism: Coccidioides posadasii C735 delta SOWgp
Lineage: Eukaryota; Fungi; Ascomycota; Eurotiomycetes; Onygenales; Onygenaceae
Source: RefSeq, a predicted model, not a curated record
AAAGCCAGCUCUGGUAGCUGCAAAAUCCGAAGUGAAUGCGAUACAUGAUACGGGAUCCCUAUUGCUGAUGCUGUUUCGAUGAAUUUCAUCUAAUUAUCAUAGCACAGAACAUUCCUCCGCCAUGUCAAAAAAGUCUGUCCCAACUGACGCGGAGCUGCUUGCCCAGUUUGACGACUUAAAUGUCGGCGAAGGGACUGUGGACAAUAGCUCAUCUACGGAGCCGCAGGGAGCUCCAGAGCAGGAUGUCCUGGCCGAACUUCAAAAUCUAGCAUCUCAGAGACCAGCCAGCCGACCGUCCACGCCACAGUCAAAGCGUACGUCAACCAACACUCCGCCAGCCGAUAGAACGAGCGACGAGAAAACCUCAUCUAGAAAGUCAGGCGACAGUACAAGACCAUAUCAUAUGAGUAUGACACCGGCAGACACAACUUCGUCCGAAGCUGGGUCCACUCCCAUUACCCCAGAUCCUCAAGCUAAAGGAAGCGGAGGAGGAUGGUGGGGUGGCUUUUUCGCAACCGCCAGUGCAGCAAUGAAGCAGGCGGAGGCUGCUGUGAAGGAGAUUCAGAAGAAUGAAGAAGCUCAGAAAUGGGCAGAGCAUGUUCGGGGGAAUGUUGGUAUGCUUAAAGGCUUAGGCGGAGAAUUGAAAACCCUCGCAUUACCCACAUUUACCUCCUUUAUCCACACGUUGGCGCCCCCGAUUUCGUCCCACGAACGACUUCAGAUUCACAUCACCCACGAUCUCCGCGGAUACCCUUCCCUCGACUCUCUGAUUUACAAUGUAUUUGCGAGAGUAAUGGCACAAGUUGAAGGUGGUGAUCUCCUUGUUGUUCAGCGUGGUCAAGAAUCAGGACCAAGGCGAGGUCCGGAAUCUGGUGCAUCCCUAAAACCCACUGCUGGCUGGAAUGAUGGACCAUGGUGGCGCUACGUGUCUCCCAAACAGCCUCGUUCUAUUUCUGCCAUAAAGGGUGCGGUGGUGGCUACAAAACUUGCCCGGGCCAGCGCAGAGGCGUAUGCAAAUGAGUUCUACGCCGCUCGUGGCGGUGUGGAAGAGGCUGCAAGACAGGCAUCCGAAAUCUUGUCAGAGUCCAAUCCUGUUCGCAACAGUGAUAUCUUCCUUUCUAUCCAAGCUCUAAGUCAACCUGUAUCCUCUGAGCUAUUCCAGGCAGGGCCUAGCGGCGAAUCCGAACCCACAUCUGAGGUAGUGGAGCCAAAGGCUGAUAUCGAGGAAGAAAUCUCGUUCGCCGUGUAUCUCCAUGAUCCGGUGCACGGAAUUGCAUUCCAUACCAUCUCGCAGUCCAUCCCACAGAGAUGGAUUGAGUGGCUUGAUGCCUCCGCGCCGGAAACGGACACUGACGAUUCUUCGGAGGCCGCCCAGUUCUUUGUUCCCGAAGCUAUUGCAGAAAUCAUCGAGAGCGGCGGAGUCGACCCCCGCGAGUGGGUGGCAGAGUGGGUCGAGGAUGCGCUUACUCUGGGAGUUGGUGUUAUUGCACAACGUUAUGUCGCCCGUAGAAUGGGCGUGGGUGAAGGCGGGGUCGGCAAGGGCAAGAUGAAAGUCGAGCAGGCCACCGUCGUAGAGAGCGGAGCAGGUGAAGCAGCAAGGGCUAUCUGAUAUCCGGCACCACGCUCUUUGUGUCCUCCUACCAGAUGAGCUAGCUUCGGAAGUGAUUCUGGCGUUUUCCUCACCGAACCAAGCGGGGGUGUCUCUUACACUUGAGUCUUCUCUUGUGACUAUAGUUUUUCCCAUUCCUUUUGCUCCAUGUCUUAUGAUGCUGGGUAUUAGGUAGCUACAUAUACUUAAUUUUCAUCC